This is a messenger RNA of Tetrahymena thermophila SB210, 807 nucleotides long. RefSeq names its product transmembrane protein, putative. The record is from RefSeq and is a predicted model, not a curated record. NCBI's taxonomy places the organism in Eukaryota, Ciliophora, Oligohymenophorea, Hymenostomatida, Tetrahymenidae. The transcript is spliced from 3 exons.
AUGUUUAGAGAAGAUUAUAAAAUUUUUUAUAUUCAGUACAUUCAUUCAUUGUAAAUAUUCAAAUCUUUUAUUUAAUUAAUAUCUAUCUAUUUUUAAAUCAGUUUUUGUUUUGUUUAUAAAAAUAAAUAAAUAAUAACUUUAGAUUAUAAAUAACAAUAAAAGUUUUGCAAAUAUUAGUAGAAAAGAAGCUAUAUAAAUAGGAAUAUUAAGCAAUGUCAGCCAAAGUUAAAGCAUAAUUAGCAGAAUCUCUUAAUUCUAUUCACGAUACUUACUUACUAACUUAAAUUAACGACUUUUUAAUUAAGAUAUCAAUCUUCAUUUGAUGAAUUGAAAUUAGGCAUAGAAAAUUUAGAGAAAUAAGUAGAGAGAUAUUUGGCUCAAGACAGCAAUUCUUGUGAUUAAACUAAAUCACAAUUUAAUUUGAACUAUCAUUACAAUCUUCUUCUUUAUAAUAUACUUAAUAUAUACCAAUUUAGGAAGCACAUUAGGUAUUUCAAACAUAACUACUACCUAAUAAAAUAAAUGAAAAUUAAACUUUAUAAAUUUUAAACUAUAUAUUUAAGUUUAUAUCAUUCAAAUUUAGUUUAAUUUUAAAUCAAUUAUUAAUAAAACUAUUAAGAAAAUUAAAGUUUUAAUUCAAAAGAGUGGUUGAUUUAUGAUAUGUUUGUUAUGUUUUUAUUAUAUUAAUUAUUUAUAUAUUAAAUUAAUUAAAAAAAAUAAAUAAAUAAACCCAAAUUAAUAUUAAAUAUCAGUAUAUUUUUGGAAAAAAAAAAUGUAAUAAAAACAUUUUAAUUUUUUAGUCUUUGA